CAUCUAGCAGCUCUUCUACUCAAUUCAACACCGGAAGAUAUUGCAUACUACAAGGAAAUUAAACUAACUCGACAUCAAACCCUGAAGCAUUCACAAGGUAACAGGAUUCAAGCAGCUUCAUACACAGCACAGCAAGUAGCGGUGACGUCAUCAGCUGCAGCCGCAACCGCUCUCCCUCUGAGUACCACGCUGCUGUUCAUAACAAACGGACAAGUAACAAUUCCUGUGUUCUCAGAAUUAAAAUGCCGGUGUCCUGUGCAGCUUUCGGAUGCAAAUCAAGGUAUACUCUGCAGGCAAGAGAAAAGGGAAUAACAUUUCACAGAUUUCCAAGAUCUAAUCCUGUCUUGCUGGAAAAAUGGAGGAUUGCUAUGAAGAGGGCGACAAGCACUGGAGAGCUCUGGAUGCCUUCCCGAUACCAGAGACUCUGUAGCCUUCAUUUUAAAGAGAGCUGCUUUGACACCACUGGGCAAACAAAGAGGCUGAGGGGCGAUGUUAUUCCUAGCAUCUUUAAUUUUCCAGAGCACAUGCAGUUCAAGACAGAGGUCUCUAAUAACCCCCCUCAAGAAACAUCAGAAGCCACCACAGUUAAUGAUCCUGUAAUGCCUGUAGUGGAGAUCACAGAACCCCCUAUGGAAUGGGCGGAACCAGCUGAGAAGGACAACGUCAGCAGUCAGGUGCAGCUCCAGGAUCAUCUUUAUUUUAUCCCUGAUGUUGAAACGUUGAAGAGAAAGCUGCAAGCUUCAGAAGAUUCAAGGGCUCAAAAAGAAAAAGAGCUAAGAAACGCAAAAGACAGAGAGAAACGCUUGCGGCAGACUUGCCCAAGCAUCUAUCAGGAACUUGGCAAGAAAAACUUACUCACUCCACAACUCCACCAAAGGCUGUUACCAUAUGGAGACAUUCCUUUGGAACUAUUCAAAAAACUAGAAUCUGAGUACUCUGCACAGCAAAGGAUGUUUGCUUUGACUUUACAUUUGUAUGAUGCUCAAGCCUACAAAUACCUGCGGAAUGAAGUUAAGCUGCCGCUGCCAGGGUCAAGAAAGAUGCGCCAGUGGCUCAAGUCAGAUUGUGUGAAGCCGGGAAUAAAUACUUUAGUCCUGGAAGCGUUACUGAACAAGAGGCAAGAGCACCCUCAGUUGUACACCAGAGUAUGUCUUGUAAUAGACACCAUACCCAUUAAAAAACACAUCACUUUUGAUUCCCAUCAGAACGAGUUGAUUGGGUUUGUAAAUUUAGGAAAUGGUGCAGAUGUCAGCAGCAGUCGAGAGGUCGCCAAUGAAGCUCUGGUGAUGAUGUUGGUUGGCACAGCUGGUGACUGGAAAGCCCCCAUUACUUAUUUCCUUACAAGAGAAUUAACGUCAGGUGCACAGAAGCAGCUUUUAUUGCACGUGUUGCAUGAACUUUGUGAUAAUGGCUUUGAGAUCGUUGCUGUCGCAAUGGAAAGACAGUUACGGAAUGAAGAGAUGUGCACUCUGCUUGGCUGUAAGAUUGAAGAUCCCCGGCUGCUACAGACAUACUUCUGUUUGCCAGACAGUGAGAACAAGCAUUUUAUUUUGUUUGAUGUCACCACUGAGCGACAUCUGAUAUCUGACAUGCUAGAGGUCUCUGGGACCAUACAGGGACCUGAUGGAGGAAUAAUGAGACAGUAUGUUGAUGACCUUAUGAGUUUGCAUAAAACUGCAGUAAUACAGGCAGCAGGUCGCUGCCACCUUACAGAAGUGUUUAAUCAGAUGAUGAAGGCUGAGUUGAUGGUGAACACAUUAAAUAAUUCGGUUGCAAAUUUUUUAAGUAUACUGCAAGAAUUAAAAUGUGACAAGUUUGUUGAUGCUACAGCUACAAUAUCCUUCAUUCAGAUUAUGGAUAGAUUAUUUGAUAUUUUAUCUAGCAAAUGUCAAAGGGUUACAGGUGACAAAGGACCUGUCAAUCAUACCAAUUUACAGCAAAAACUCAGCAUCCUUCAGGAAACCAAAGAAUAUUUGUUGACCUUGACAAACUGUGAUAACACAUUCCUGUACCAAAGCCCAAGUGGCCAUGCAAUCCUUGGUUUGCUUGUAAACAUCACAUCUCUUAUCUCUCUUUUACCAAGUCUGCUGCUUACUCAGGAUUAUGUUACAACACACAGUUUCAGCACAGACCAUCUUAAAGUAUUUUACAAUGGAUUCAGAAAAGCAGGUGUAUUGGAUAAGGAGCCUACCUGCGAUGAUAUAAUAUGUUCCGUAAGACAUCUGCUGUCAAAGUGUUGUUUGCUGAACACCUAUUUGUAUUAUCAACCUUCAGAAAAUGUGAUCACAUUUGAUAAUAUAAAUGAAGAACAAAUUCCUUGCAACUUUAGGCAGCACCUCCCUCUUGUGCUUCAAGAGAACGGUGUCAUGCUUCCUGACCAUGUCUAUUCAUCCCAUGUACUGAACCUAAUGCUUCUGAAUUCAGAAAUGUACAUCACCGGCUGGGUCAUACGGAAAGCGUUUGGUGUGAUUUCCUGUAAUAAAUGCAGAUGGGCUCUUGUUACAGGUGACGGCCCGCAAGAUUAUAGGAAUGCAUAUCAUUUGUUGAAACUUAAGAAUGGCAGAGCUUUUGUACCAUCACUUGGAGCAAUCACAACCGUUCUUACUGCUGAGAAAGAACUUUACCGCAUGUUAAAAAAUGAUCAUUUUAAGCAAAGCUCUCUCCCUCUUUUAUUGGAGCAUCGAGUGCUUUCAAUACUGGGUUCAAAGGAUAUUUUUGACCUGAAAGAACACAUUUCUCUAACAGAGUGUGGGAUUAAUAACCAUUAUUUCCAAAUCCUGCGCUUUCUCACAUCUAUUUACUGUUCGUUGCGCCAUGCUUAUAUUAUUAGGCUAUCUGAAAACAGACAGUACAGACAUCAAGUGAAACAAAUUCUAACCAAAAACAUAGAGUAUUUCCUGUGACUGGCAGAAUCAGAAGUUGAUUCACAUCAUGACAAUCUGAAUUAGAGAACAUUGUGUACAAAAACUAUUAUAAAGCAAACUUGUAAAUAUAUGGAAAAAGCUUUACUUUAAUAAAUAUUUAACACAA
Bombina bombina (fire-bellied toad) is the source of this 3030-nucleotide messenger RNA. It is a transcript of the gene THAP9, whose product is annotated as THAP domain containing 9. Lineage: Eukaryota; Metazoa; Chordata; Amphibia; Anura; Bombinatoridae. The record is from RefSeq and is a predicted model, not a curated record. The transcript is spliced from 10 exons. Bases 243 to 2903 code for a protein of 886 amino acids.